Eruca vesicaria subsp. sativa (arugula) is the source of this 690-nucleotide messenger RNA. Lineage: Eukaryota; Viridiplantae; Streptophyta; Magnoliopsida; Brassicales; Brassicaceae. The record is from the annotation of a GenBank genome assembly.
AACUGAAGUGUAUUCUGAUCAAAGAAGUAAUCAAUAAAAAAAAAAAAAAUGGAAGGCAAAAGUGUGAUAAGUGUGCUCAUAAUGAGUCUGGUCAUGGUGCAAAUUCAAGUUGAAGCAACAGUCUGCUGCCCAUCCGAACGGGCUAGAAAAGCCUAUACAAUAUGCCUCUAUGGUAGCUUGCCUUCAACUUGUGCCCGAGUAUGUGGAUGCGUGAAAGUUUCUUCUGGCAAUGUGUGCCCUUCAGGAUAUCCUAACGACAUUCUCGAAAAAUCGGGUAAUAAUGCCAACGAAUACUGCAAGUUGGGGUGUGCAUCCUCUGUCUGUGGUGCCAUGACCACUUUCCAUAACUCGGGUGCAAGUGAAGUUGUGGAUGAAACGUUUGAACGGUGUGCCAAAACAUGUGCUACUUUCUGCAACAAGGGCUUUAUUAAGCCUGCAGCUGAAUCUGCCUAGAGAAGCAUAUCUACAAAAGUAUCACAUCUAAGUGUCUAUGUGUUUAAUUGUUGUUAUGAAAAUAUGCUGAAAAUGCUAGACUUUGCUGCUAGUAUUUUAAUAAGUUGUUUCUGGUUUGUGCAAAGUGUUUAGAAGGUUGUCGAUCCUAGAUCAUAUAUGCCUUCUGUUUUCUAUCAUCUAAAUAAAAAAUAAUGUGUUACUAACUUACUAUAGCAUUAUGGAAAAAAGAGGAAUGAG